Symphalangus syndactylus (siamang) is the source of this 3117-nucleotide messenger RNA. RefSeq names its product collagen type XIII alpha 1 chain (gene COL13A1). The record is from RefSeq and is a predicted model, not a curated record. Lineage: Eukaryota; Metazoa; Chordata; Mammalia; Primates; Hylobatidae.
GGGAGUGUGUCAAGUUACAGAGGCGCCGGAAUCGGCCCCAGCGCUCCUCGCCAGCCGCCACGACCCACCUCUGCCCAUGGGGCCCUCCAUGUGCGCCCCUUCGCCCGGGGACUGAAACUGACUGGCCCGGGAGACACGAGGCGCCCAGAAGGACUGACAGCGCGGCACCAACUGCUCUGCAGACACUUGAAGGGAAAGACUGGGCGGAGAGAAGGAGAGCCGGUCAGAUUCCCCUAACUUUCCUGGACUUGGAACGUUCUUCGAAAUAACUUUUUUCUCACCUAGGUGUACCCCAAUUACCGCUGGUUGUGCUUUUUCGGCACUUCCCCUCCUACGGCUAAUUUUUCCGUCCUCUUUGCCGGGAGCAACGGAAAGGGACGUUUUCCAGCGAUACAAGCCCUUUCCCCCUGCCCCGCAGUUUGGAUAGAGCCUUUUGGCAGCGGCUCUCGCCUUUAUUUAUUCUAUUUAUUUAUUUAUUGGUUCUCAAGACGCGAGAGGAUGGUAGCGGAGCGCACCCACAAAGCGGCAGCCACCGGCGCCCGCGGCCCUGGGGAGUUGGGCGCGCCCGGGACGGUGGCUCUGGCGGCGGCGCGGGCGGAGCGCGGCGCACGGCUGCCGAGUCCAGGGUCGUGCGGGCUGCUGGCGCUGGCCCUCUGCUCGCUGGCACUCAGCCUGCUCGCCCACUUUCGGACGGCGGAGCUGCAGGCCCGGGUGCUGCGCCUGGAAGCGGAGCGCGGGGAGCAGCAAAUGGAGACGGCUAUUUUGGGACGAGUCAAUCAACUGCUGGACGAGAAAUGGAAGCUCCACUCAAGGAGGCGCCGGGAGGCCCCAAAGACAUCUCCAGGAUGUAACUGCCCACCAGGACCUCCUGGUCCCACCGGAAGACCCGGACUCCCAGGGGACAAAGGUGCCAUUGGGAUGCCUGGACGUGUGGGAGUAAAGGGCCAACCAGGCGAGAAGGGGUCCCCCGGAGACGCUGGGCUGUCCAUCAUUGGUCCCCGCGGCCCCCCUGGUCAACCAGGCACUAGAGGUUUCCCUGGAUUUCCGGGUCCCAUUGGGCUGGACGGCAAACCGGGCCACCCAGGACCAAAGGGCGACAUGGGUCUGAUGGGUCCCCCAGGACAGCCGGGACCCCAGGGACAAAAAGGAGAAAAGGGUCAGUGUGGAGAGUACCCACACCGGCUGCUGCCUCUCCUCAAUUCAGUGCGACUGGCUCCACCCCCGGUCAUAAAAAGGCGGACAUUCCAGGGUGAACAGAGCCAGGCCAGCAUCCAAGGUCCACCAGGGCCCCCAGGCCCCCCUGGACCAAGUGGACCUCUGGGGCACCCAGGACUGCCAGGGCCUAUGGGGCCACCCGGCUUACCUGGGCCUCCUGGACCAAAGGGAGACCCAGGAAUCCAGGGCUACCACGGCCGGAAGGGAGAACGGGGCAUGCCAGGGAUGCCAGGCAAGCAUGGAGCCAAGGGGGCUCCCGGAAUUGCCGUGGCUGGGAUGAAGGGUGAACCAGGGAUCCCAGGAACCAAGGGAGACCCAGGAGCAGAAGGGAAGCCGGGGCCCCCAGGUUUGCUGGGAAAGAGGGGGCAGAGGGGUGAGAAGGGGGCUGAAGGCUCCCCUGGGCUUCCUGGCCUCCUGGGACAGAAGGGAGAGAAAGGUGAUGCUGGCAACUCCAUUGGAGGAGGCAGAGGGGAACCUGGCCCUCCAGGGCUCCCUGGGCCCCCAGGGCCAAAGGGAGAAGCAGGUGUCGAUGGCCAGGUUGGCCCCCCAGGGCGGCAAGGAGACAAGGGGGAGCCUGGAGCAGCUGGAGAACAGGGACCAGCUGGCCCCAAGGGCUCCAAGGGAGAACCAGGGAAAGGAGAGAUGGUGGAUUACAAUGGAAACAUCAAUGAGGCUCUCCAGGAGGUCCGGACACUGGCCUUGAUGGGGCCUCCUGGUCUUCCUGGGCAAAUUGGCCCACCUGGAGCUCCAGGGAUUCCAGGACAGAAGGGGGAGAUUGGACUGCCAGGCCCUCCAGGACACCAUGGGGAAAAGGGACCUCGUGGUAAACCAGGAGACAUGGGCCCUCCUGGUCCCCAAGGCCCCCCAGGAAAGGAUGGACCUCCAGGAAUGAAGGGAGAAAACGGGCACCCAGGGAGCCCAGGAGAGAAGGGGGAGAAAGGGGAGACAGGACAAGCAGGCUCACCGGGAGAGAAAGGAGAAGCCGGGGAGAAGGGCGAUCCAGGAGCAGAGGUUCCUGGGCUGCCAGGGCCAGAGGGGCCUCCCGGACCUCCGGGGCUCCAAGGUGUUCCUGGACCAAAGGGGGAAGCAGGACUAGAUGGAGCAAAAGGAGAGAAAGGCGUCCAGGGAGAAAAAGGAGACCGUGGUCCCCUGGGACUACCCGGAGCUUCAGGUUUGGACGGCAGGCCUGGGCCACCGGGUAUUCCAGGACCAAUUGGAGUUCCAGGCCCAGCGGGACCAAAGGGCGAGAGGGGCAGCAAAGGAGACCCUGGGAUGACAGGACCAACGGGAGCAGCUGGGCUUCCUGGUUUACACGGACCACCUGGGGACAAGGGAAACCGGGGGGAGAGGGGGAAGAAAGGCUCUAGAGGGCCUAAAGGGGAUAAGGGAGACCAAGGAGCGCCUGGAUUAGAUGCCCCCUGCCCAUUGGGUGAAGAUGGCUUACCAGUCCAAGGCUGCUGGAACAAGUGAUGCCUCUAACCUUGGAUUGGCCUGUGUGUGUUUGUACAUAGAAUAUUUAUUUUUAUACAGUUUUCACUUUUUGAAAAUGCCAGAAGUAUGAUGCAUCUUACAGAUUAUUAAAAAAGAAAGAAAAACCUGCAUAUUUUGUACAGAAAAUAUCAACCUCUUCCCUUUUGUUUACAAGAUGUUUUGUAUAAGCCUAUGUCUCUAAUACAUUUUUUGUUUGGUCAUAAUGUCUGCAUGAUAUUUGUGCACACUUAUUAAGUAUCAAAGCUUAAUAAAUUACUGUGUCCUGGUGCCAAAGGGGGCCAGCCAGAACUGAGGUGCUGGCUAGCUCAUGUGUGAAUUCACAUAAAUGUAGAGGUCCAUGAUAUUUGCUAAGCUAGAUGUGUCUAAGAAUAUUUUAAACCCUUAUGGAUUUUCAUUAUUAAAAAUGAAACA